AUCUCCUUGAUAUAGUGAAACUGGCUCUCUCUCGCCCGUGAACGUAGCUAACACACAUCAUGUUAGUGAACCACGUAAAUCGUGUGUCGUGUUUUCGAUUCUCGCUUUCGUAUUCUUGCUUUGUCGAUUCCUGCGAUUUUUCGAUCCGUAGCAGCGCGUUUAUAAAAGUUUAUUUAUUUUAUAACUUCAAUCGAGAAGACGUCACAAAAUUGUUUGUAGUCUAGUUGAUUAGCUUCAAGAUUCACUAAAUGGAGCCGAACGAGAAUUUUGAAACUCUCCUAAUCCCCAUCUUAAACAUCAUCGAUUGUCCGCGAUGAAAACGAUACUUGUAUUCAUUGCCCUGAACAAAAUCAGUCAUUUUAUUCAUAGUGAUUAAUGGCCAAUGGUCGAAGAAGAGUAAUGCUCUGUUUUCCCAUUUACGCCGGCGCCGCCGUCGCCAUCAUCGCGAUCACCGCUGCAGCGCAAGAUUACGCCAACUGCAGCCGGCUGUUCGAAUGCGGCCGCGUCCGAAUCGGUUACCCUUUCUCGGGGCUGAACCGCCCUGCCUAUUGCGGCCGCCCGGCGUUCAAUCUCAAUUGCAGCGGCGGCAUAGUUCCAACGAUUGCCAUCUCAGGCCAACGCCACAAAAUUCUCGACAUCGACGAGCCGUCUCGGACCCUAACCGUCCUCCGGAGCGACUACAGGGGAAUCCUCUGCUCCGCCGACGAUCCCGGGAACGCCACCGUGGACGCGGGCCCGUUCGAUUUCACGCCGGACACUCAAUUCUUGGCGGUGUACCGUGGCUGCCCGCCGCCGGAGUACGGGACGCAGCUGCCGGCGAGCUUGGGCGAGCUCAAUUGCGGCCGCGAUGGGCGCGAGGGUUACUACCUGUUGAGCGAGGAAAUGCUCGGGGGAUUCGAGGGCUCCGUCAGGAAAUUGUUGGGGUCGUGCGGGAAUCGGGUUAUGGUCCCUGUGAAUCGGACGAAGCUGGAGAGAUCGCCGCCGGCGUCGGCGAAGAGGCUGCCGGCGGCGAUUUACCAAGGUUAUGGGCUGCGGUGGACGGGGGGUUACGUUAGUGCUUGUGCCGAAUGUGUGAAGUCCGGUGGGGAGUGCGGUUCCGAUGAGACGGCGGCGGGUUCGUUCGCUUGCUAUUGCUCCGGUGAGGCUUACGCCGCCGGAUGUUUGCUCGGUGGCAGUGGUUUGCCGCCGGGAAAUGCGUUCGAUAAAACCGAAGCAGCGAAGAAAAGGGUUUUGCUGAGAAUAUUGCUACCAAUUGCUGCCAUCAUUACUCUGUCCCUCAUCGCCAUCGCUUUGUUUCAUCACUUCCGAAGCAGAGGAUUGAAGAAACAGAGCAGUAAAAACUUAUCUCUCCUUCCCAAGCCACCAGAAUUCAACAAACUGCAGUCAUCCAAAUUGUCACCAUUCAACGUCGAGUCUCCUCCAAAUCUACAAUCAUUCACCUUCUCCGAAAUCAAAGCAGCGACUAACGACUUCUCCGCUGACAACUUGCUUGGAUCUGGUGGGUUCGGCCAUGUCUACAAGUGUGUGUUCCCUGGAGGUGAGGAAAUGGCGGUGAAACGGCUCUCGAAAUCGUCAACUCAGGGGCUCCUGGAGUUCACGAACGAGGUUUCGCUCACCGCGAGGCUUCAACAUGUGAACCUGGUAAGGGUUUUGGGGUUCUGCACUGAGAAUGAAGAGAAGAUGCUGGUGUACGAGUUCAUGGCUAACAGAAGCUUGGACAUUUUCCUCUUCGAUCCAGUGAAAAGAUUGAGCCUGGAUUGGAACACUAGGGUUAGGAUCAUCGAAGGAGUGACUCAAGGACUUUUGUACCUCCAGGAGUACUCCAACUUCACCAUUAUUCACAGAGAUAUAAAGGCCAACAAUGUUCUUCUGGAUGAUGGGAUGAACCCGAAGAUUUCGGAUUUUGGGAUUGCAAAAUUGUUCGGGAAAGAUCUGGACAAAGCUAACACCAACACGAUUGUCGGAACCUAUGGAUACGUUCCUCCUGAAUACGUGAAGCAUGGGAUAUAUUCAAUGAAAUACGACGUCUAUAGCUUCGGGGUUUUGCUCUUGCAAAUCAUUAGCGGCAAAAGGACCCAAUGUUACUAUGGUACAGAAGAAGACAUGCACCUUUUAGACCAUGCUUACGACUCAUGGAGAAGAGGGGAAGGAAUGGAAUUUUGUGACCCCUCAUUGGAUGAUUCAUCUUCACAAUGUAAGAUGAUAAACUGUCUGCAAGUAGCACUAUUGUGCAUUCAAGAAGAUCCUGAUGACAGGCCAACAAUGUUGGAAGUAUCAUCUAUUUUGAGGAACGGUGCUCUGGGGAUGGAUAUCCCCAAGGAACCUGCAUUUUCAGCGAGAAGGGCAAUGAUGUCUUCUAUGAAUUCUAGAUGUCAGCAAGAAAUGUUUACGUAUAAUAUUUCUGACAUCUCUUCAGUAGAGCCGCGUUGAUACAACACAAAUUGUGUUGUAGAGCUAGACAAAGACAUUGUCAUUUCCAAGAGCAGGAUUCCAUCAACUUGGAUAUUGUAACUCGGGGAGUUCAAAGAGAGGGGAAAUCAAACGACGUUCGUCGGCGUCCAUUUAUUGAGUAGAACAGGCCAAAUACCGUCUCCUUUUUUGUUUUCGUUCAGUUGCCCUCUCCGAUUGUCGUGCUUCAACCGCCGACUGGGAUCCCAGCCGUAGUUCCAUGGCCGUCGCAGGGAUUUCACCCUCCCGUUGUGGCUCAAAAAUCGACACACCGAUCCAUUUUUCAGUCGUCCCUAAACCCUACUCUCCCAAUUUUAUUUCACGGACUACCGACCCCAAACCGAGAGACGAAGCUCUGCAGUGCGUGUCUUCUCCUCUGCCGGAUACGAACGGCCAGUGAUGUAUUGCUCAAAGCCAGAGAGUGUUAGGGAGAGAGGCCGCUUCCAUCCCAAAUUGGUCGUCCCUCUCACACACCCACCGCCCUCGAUACCUCUCUAAUUGGCGCCAGUCUCCGCCAGCGACCUCCAUUGCCCUCGAUACCUCUCUAAUUGGUGUCAGUCUCAGCCACCAACCUCCAUCACCCUCGAUACCUCUCUAAUUGGUGUUAGUCUCAGCCAGUGACCUCCAUCGAAGAAUUCUUUGCCCCCAUCAAUGGUAGCAGUCGGUUUCCUUUUCUUAAGAUUGACGAGGUAGAAAGAAAACCUUAAGCAACAAGCUCUGAACUCCCCUUCCUUUCUCUGACGUCUUCGCACAGAGUCUUUCGUUGGUAAGGAAAACUGCAGAGACGAUCUGCAAAUAACCCUCUCCUGGCUUCGACCUGACUCACCCCACCGAUUACUUCAUAUUAAAUCGCCGAUGGCCUCUACCCAUCAAUCGUUAUGGAUGACCAAUCUGUAAGAUCCCUCUAUUCUCUCUCAUUUCUUCUUGCUACUUCCUUCCUCCUCAAAUAAUUUCUCCACUAGGCGUGAUUGCGGCUGUAGGAGUUUUUCCGCUUGUGUUGCUAUUCAUAGUGGAGUUCGUUUUUGAAGAAUUCUCAUUACUUUGGUUUGCUGUACUGAACGCUUUCCAUCAUCUGCAAUGUUCGAUGGGGAAUGAUUAGUUGUUGAUUGCCACAUUCUUUCCGUCACAGCCGUCGCCGCAACCAGCUGCAAAGAAAUCAGGAGGUACAUCUCAUCCGCUAAAUCCAAUUCCCCACCGCCGACUGCUACAGCUGUGUUCAAAGGAACUCGGCUAGGAGCCCAACCAGCAACCAUCACAGCUUCCAACCCUGAAAUCGUAAAGCCUGAUCUAAUUGAGUCUCUUUUUUUUCCAUAUAAAACCUUGCAUUUGGGAAGGUGUACACUCUUGCCAUGUAUGAAGGUCUUUGGCUUAAAUAUUUGCCUGAAGAGGACACUCUUAGUCUGUAGAGUAGUCUGUGAUCAUGCUUGCACAUUAUUGUACAUGAUACUCGAUCAAAGUUAAUUCGUGGGCUGAAGCCAUUAUGAACUCGGUUUUAUGAAUUAAAGAAAAUCAUGAAUGAGAAGAACUAUGAAUUGCAGCCUAUGCAACAGGCAUCAGGUAAGCUCCCAAACAAUGAUACGGGUCAUGGUGGGAUAUGCUCAUGAGAGGAAGAGCUUCAUGAUCCUGUAAUUCUUUGUUUGGUUCCACAUUUCUGGUCAUUUGAUAACAGGAGGGUCACACUUAAAUUAUAUGUUAUUUGCUUUGUUACUACACCAUGAUAAGCUGAUUGCGUUAAUUUGAAGUUGUAGGCUGGAAUUAAACUACAUCACAAGCUUUCUGCAACUUGCAGGCAGGAACUGCAGGUAAACAUACUUUUCUUCUUUCUCUUCCUCUUCCUCUCAUGAAUAAGGAUCAAGUAUACAGUCGCGCAGUGAAUAGGGCAUAUAUCAACUAAGAAAGUCACAUAGUGUUUGGUAUUUUGCAAGUCCAACUCAAUAAUGCUAUAGUAUUGCUUUAUAGGGUAACCAACUUUUAUAUUUCUGUCGAUUUACUCAUUGUAUCAUUAGUUACUAAAAGUUUUGUUCAAAUGUUCUGAAGAAUAUAUUGUGAUAGGGGAAUGCAUAUUUCAUGGUUGGUACAAUUAAAGACAUGACUAUUUCAUGUUCAAGUGAAUCUGAGUUGCAAAUGGUGUAUUUCACUACUGAAGAUUAGGGAUGACAAUGGGACGGGUUUGGGGUGGGUUUGUCUAAACCAUCCCAUCCACGCUUUUAAAUAUCUAUACCCAUACGGGGAAGGUUUUUCAAACCCAUCCCCAUACCCAUGGGUUUCGGGUACCCAUGGGUAAUACCUGCCCGUACAUCCAAUAUUAUAAUACGCACCUCUAUAUCAUGAAGUCGACAAAGAGACAGUCAUUUUUAAUACGAAUCAAAACAUCUUAUCCUAAAGCAUCCAUUAAUCCAUAUCAGAGUAGAGUACAAUGUCAUUCAAAUCAUUAUUCUCUAUUGUGAUACAUCUAUUAAGUAAUAAAUUAACUAACAUAAUCUUGUUAACAAUGGGAAAAAGUGAAAGAGUGAAGGGAAAAUUGAGAGAAAUAAAUUAGAUUUUGAUUUGAGUGGCCACUCAAUUGCAUUUCUACUAUAUAUUUUUAUUGAGUUAUACUCACUAUUAUUCAUAGCUUACAAAUUGAUUCACAUAUUUUUCACAUGUGAAGAAAUAUUUUUUGUGGGGCGGGUAGGGGGGGGGGGGGGGGGGGGGGGGGCUAAAACCAUACCAUACCCACCCUACACCCAUCAAACUCUUAGCGGGUUUUACCCAUACCCGGUCAAUGCGCGAAUUCCCCGCGUUGACUAGGUCGGGGGCGGUCGAAUACCCGUGAGCAUGAGUUUGAUUGCCAUCCAUACUGAAGAUCCAACUGCGGAAGUUAAAGUCAUGUUCCCGUCUUCACACCUUAGCCAAUUUUAUGUGAUGUGUUGACUGGCGAUCAUAUUGAUUGGAACCAAAACUACAUGACAAUGCUGAGAACUAUCCAUGGCAAUACAUACCACUUGAUGAUUAAAGUCGGAGCGAGGAACCACACUACCAAAUACCACUGUGAUUUGGUCUUGCAUAAGCUGUUUACUCCUCCCAGUAAUUGAUUUGUGCUUUUGUGGGCCUGUUGUCCUAUUUUUCCAGCAGACAAUGGUUUUCUUUAGUCGGAAGGAACAUAUUAAUUUACUUUCCCAUUCGACUUUAACCUCCAGGUUUAUUGCAAGUAUGUUGAUCAACAGCUUGAACACUAUUGACAUGGUUGCUUUGAUGUUUCUAUUUAGUUUAAUUUUGUUCCCAUCAAUGUUAGUUUCAAUUAAGUAGUUAUUCCCAACCUCUGAACCAUUUCGUGUGUGGUUCCUUUUUGACUUUGUUGUCACUUUCUGUCCUCAUUAUUCAAAGAUUGCUUUAUCUGCUGAAAGACUAGGCUAAUCGGGUUGUUCGAGGUUGAACCAUUUAAUAACUUUAAUAACUUUAGAAUACAUUAUAUUUUAACCACUAAGAUAUAAAAUAAUAGUUUAAUACAUGUUUCAAAUUAGAAAAACUAGGCUAAUCGAGUUGGAUCCUAGGUUAACCAUUUAACCCUUUUCGUGAGUUGAUAAAUGGAUUGUUCCAUUCGAAUUAAUAACUUUGAGGAUAAUAUGAAAAUUUUGAGGAUGAGAUGAAAAUUUUAUAAAGAAAAUUAAUCGGCCAACAGGCCGAGUAAAAGCUAGCAACGAUUGUGAGAUAGGUGAUUGUUUAUUGGUCUGCAAUUCGGUUUCUAUAAAACUUCACCUUAUCAUAUUACCAGAAAUAAUAUUGUUUCACAAGGUAACAGAUAUUCGAACUUGGAUCAUAAGCCUGAUUUUUAAUUCGUUGCAUCAUCCAUGCCUCAUUCCUACUAAAAUUCACCAUCUUUGUCAGAAAAACGAAGAGGACAGUCACCGGCUCUUGAUCGCCGGCGUAAUGGGUAGGUGAACACAAGAAAAGAACCCAGAAAAGAAAGGCGGGUGAGAAAGAGGAACGGAAGAAACGAGAUCUUCCUGGUGACGGCCGAACAGCGACACCGACGAUGAUGGUGAUGGGUUGCGAGACGGUGUUGGAAAUAACCAGGCAGCGGGUACCGGGCUGAUGACGAUCGAUCGUGCUUUCGACUGAUGGAGAUUCGAGAUCUGAGCUGCCAUGGUCGAUCGGAGGCAACGUUGAUGUUGGUGUUGGAUGUGAAGCAGAUGUGCACAAUGGCUGCAUUGGUUUGAGUUGCAAUAUGAAGAAGAUGAUGCAGCCAUGGUGAUCAGACAAUACAGCAGCAGCAGGAGA
Molecule: messenger RNA, 6708 nt
Organism: Linum trigynum
Lineage: Eukaryota; Viridiplantae; Streptophyta; Magnoliopsida; Malpighiales; Linaceae
Source: the annotation of a GenBank genome assembly